Molecule: messenger RNA, 17236 nt
Organism: Podarcis muralis (Common wall lizard)
Lineage: Eukaryota; Metazoa; Chordata; Lepidosauria; Squamata; Lacertidae
Gene: TENM1
Product: teneurin transmembrane protein 1
Biological process (GO): heterophilic cell-cell adhesion; neuron development; signal transduction
Cellular component (GO): neuron projection; membrane
Molecular function (GO): cell adhesion molecule binding; protein heterodimerization activity; protein homodimerization activity
Source: RefSeq, a predicted model, not a curated record
AUCGGCAGCGCGCAUGUCCUUCCUCCUCUCCCGGGCAUGCUCAUUAGCGGCAGAGGAGGCAAACCGCUCAGAAGGGAUCGGGUUCUCUGCUGCCAGUCUGCCCGGCGCAGAGCGGCUGGGUGUGCAAAGGCGAGAGAGCGAGAGCAGUGACAAGGCAGCAGACGCGGCUGGGGAAGCUUCGCCUUUCCGAAGCAGCCUGUCUGCCUUUGCGGACAAGCCGGGGUCUCCUCUCUCUGCUUUUGGCGCUGAGUCGCCCCUGCGAGGAGGACUGGGAAGGGGAGGAGGGAUGAUGAUGCGGGCAAUCAGCAGCAGCUGCAUCCUCGGCUAUGUGGAUUUAUAUUCGCCUUCAGCGUAGCUGCCGCGCCGGGGAGAGGCACGACGAGGGCAGCAGCGUCGGCAGCCGGGCGCGAUGGCUGGCCACCGGAGCCGCGCGGGGUGGAGGCGGCGCUGCUGCAGGAGCAGCAGCAGCAACUGAAACUUCCACUGGGCAAGCAGGACUGUUUCGGUAAGGAGCCUCAAUACAUUGUUUUCACAAUUUUGGCCUACUUAAUCAGAGAUGGAGCAAAUGGAUUGUAAACCCUACCAGCCACUGUCGAAAGCUAAGCAUGAAAUGGAUCUAGCUUACACAAGCUCAUCUGAUGAAAGUGAGGAUGGAAGAAAGGCAAGACAGUCUUAUGAGUCCAGAGAAACGCUUAACGAAUAUGGCCAAGAACUCAGAAUGAAUUACAACAGCCACAGCAGAAAAAGAAAAGCUGUUGAUGAACCCACUCAAGAGAUGGAAUUUCAUGAUACUCCACAUAUCUUGUGCACUGGCUACCAGCCAGACAUGCAUGCUGUCUCCCAGUGUGGCUAUCCGAUAGAGAUGGGUUCUGAUGUCGAUACUGAGACAGAAGGAGGAGCCUCACCAGAUCAGGCCUUGAGGAUGUGGAUGUCCGGAAUGAAAUCGGAGCACAGUUCGUGUUUAUCGAGCCGCGCAAACUCAGCGCUAUCCCUCACCGAUACUGACCACGAAAGGAAGUCUGAUGGGGAGAACGAAAUGCCAGGAAGCCCACGAAACCAGUUCACGUUCAGACCACUGCCGCCACCUCCACCACCGCCCCACACAUGUACCUGCAGCAGGAAGCCGCUUUCAACAGCUGACUCUUUCCAGGGAAGGUCAAUGACGACCCGCAGCCAACCUAGCCCAGCUGCUCCGCCCCCUCCAACCAGUACGCAGGACGCAGUGCAUCUCCAUAACAGUUGGGUCCUGAAUAGUAAUAUACCACUAGAAACCAGAAGUCAGUGGGGGAUUUGCUGGCCCUCGGCUGUGGAAUUGCCUUCCACCAGAAAUCAGGAGGACCAUGUCUCUUCCCUCGUGCCAAGUGAAAUGCAUUUCCUAUUUAAGCAUGGAUCUGGCUCGUCAGCUAUCUUCAGUGCCGCCAGUCAGAAUUACCCUUUAACUUCCAAUACUGUUUAUUCGCCGCCUCCCAGGCCACUUCCUAGAAGUACUUUUUCUAGACCAGCUUUCUCUUUUAACAAACCUUACAGAUGCUGCAACUGGAAGUGUACUGCCUUGAGUGCAACAGCUAUUACAGUCACACUGGCUUUGCUGCUUGCAUAUGUCAUUGCAGUACAUUUAUUUGGCCUAACUUGGCAGCUACAGCCUGUUGGAGGGCACCUUUAUGAAAAUGGAGUCAGUAAAGGAAGCAAAGGCACAGAGUUCCUGGACACAACCUACUCACCCAUCGGAGGGAAAGGUUCUGAUAAAACAGAAAGAAAAGAAAUAGUGUUUCAGAAAGGACAGGCAAUAGACACGGGGGAAAUUGAAAUUGGAGUUCAAGUGAUUCAAGCCAUUCUUCCAGGCCUCUUCUGGCGUUUCCAGAUUAUGAUCCAUCACCCAAUGUACCUGAAAUUUAAUGUUUCUCUGGCAAAGGACUCACUUUUCGGGAUAUAUGGGAGACGCAAUAUUCCCCCUACUCACACACAGUUUGAUUUUGUGAAACUGAUGGAUGGGAAACAGUUAAUUAAGCCAGAAUCAAGACAUUCGGAGGAGUCUCAGCAUGCUCCUAGGAAUCUGAUCUUAAUGUCCUUGCAAGAAACUGGUUUCAUAGAAUAUAUGGACCAGGGAACUUGGCACUUGGCAUUUUACAAUGAUGGCAAGAAAAUGGAGCAAGUGCAAGUGUUGACAACGGCAAUUGAAGUCAUGGAUGACUGCUCCACUAACUGCAAUGGGAAUGGAGAAUGCAUUUCUGGGCACUGCCACUGUUUUCCAGGAUUCCUUGGUCCAGAUUGUGCAAGAGACUCCUGCCCAGUGUUAUGUAGUGGAAAUGGAGAAUACGAAAAGGGCCACUGCUUGUGUCGCAAUGGGUGGAAAGGCCCUGAGUGUGAUGUUCCAGAAGAGCAGUGCAUUGACCCCACUUGCUUUGGCCAUGGAAAGUGUAUCAUGGGAAUCUGCAUUUGUGACCCAGGAUAUAAAGGAGAGAUAUGUGAAGAAGAGGACUGUUUAGAUCCUAUGUGUUCUGGCCAUGGAGUCUGUGUUCAAGGGGAAUGUCAUUGUUCCAUGGGUUGGGGAGGAGUCAGCUGUGAAACCUCACUCCCUAUCUGCCAAGAACAGUGUUCAGGCCAUGGCAGUUUUCUUUUGGAUACUGGAGUAUGCAACUGUGACCCAAAGUGGACAGGUUCUGACUGCUCAACAGAACUCUGCGUACUGGAUUGUGGCAGCCAUGGUAUUUGUGCAAGAGGAACCUGCCAGUGUGAAGAAGGCUGGGUAGGCCCAACAUGCGAGGAGCGCACAUGUACUUCUCACUGCACUGAACAUGGGCAGUGCAAAGAUGGAAAGUGUGAAUGCAGCCCUGGAUGGGAAGGGGACCAUUGCACCAUUGAUGGUUGCCCAGGUCUGUGUUAUGGAAAUGGAAGAUGCACACUUGAUCAGAAUGGAUGGCACUGUGUCUGCCAGGUGGGCUGGAGCGGAAUGGGAUGCAAUGUUGUCAUGGAAAUGAUGUGUGGAGACAGCAUCGAUAAUGAUGGAGAUGGUUUGACAGACUGUAUAGACCCUGACUGCUGCCAGCAAAGCAAUUGCUAUUCAAGCCCGCUCUGUCAAGGGUCCCCUGAUCCCCUUGACCUCAUUCAGCAGAGCCAGCCUCCUUUCUCUCAGCAUCCUCCAAGGCUCUUUUAUGAUAGAAUCAAGUUUCUUAUUGGCAAGGAAAGCACUCAUGUAAUCCGAGGAGAUGUCUCAUUUGAGAGCAGACGUGCUUGUGUUGUUCGAGGCCAGGUGGUAGCGAUAGAUGGAACCCCCCUGGUUGGCGUGAAUGUGAGUUUCCAAAACCACAAUGAUUAUGGAUACACUAUCAGCCGACAGGAUGGAAGUUUUGACCUAGUGGCUGUUGGGGGCAUCUCAGUCACCUUGGUCUUUGAGAGAUCUCCUUUUCUUUCUGUGAAAAGGACACUUUGGUUGUCCUGGAAUCGGUUUAUUGUGAUAGACAAAGUAGUCAUGCAAAGAGCAGAAGUGGACCCACCAUCCUGUGACAUCAGUAACUUUGUGAGCCCCAAUCCCAUUGUCCUCCCUUUUCCUCUUACAUCAUUCGGAGGAUCAUGUCCAGAAAGGGGGACAAUUAUACCAGAACUACAGGUGGUCCAGGAGGAAAUCCCCAUCCCUUCCAGCUUUACAAAGCUCAGCUACCUGAGCAGCCGAACUUCAGGAUACAAAACCUUGCUACGCAUUGUGAUGACACAUUCUACCAUCCCUCCCGGAAUGACAAAAGUGCAUCUUACUGUUACAAUUGAAGGGCGGCUGGCUCAGAAAUGGUUCCCUGCUGUCACCAACUUGGUCUAUACCUUUGCUUGGAAUAAGACAGAUAUCUACGGCCAAAAAGUCUCUGGCUUGGCAGAAGCAAUGGUGUCAGUGGGUUAUGAGUAUGAAACUUGUCCAAAUUUGAUUCUGUGGGAGAAAAGGACUGUAACGCUGCAAGGAUUUGAGUUGGAUGCUUCAAAUCUUGGAGGCUGGUCCUUGGACAAACACCACAUUUUGAAUACACAAAGUGGUAUUGUCCACAAAGGAAAUGGAGAGAACAUAUUCAUCUCCCAGCAGCCCCCAGUAAUCUCAACUGUCAUGGGCAAUGGGCACCAGAGGAGUGUUUCCUGUGCCAACUGCAAUGGUCCAUCUCACAGCAGUAAACUCUUUGCACCUGUCGCCUUGGCCUCUGGUACUGAUGGCAGCAUAUACAUUGGAGACUUCAAUUUUGUUCGGAGGCUCCUUCCUUCAGGAAACUCUAUUAGCAUCCUUGAACUAAGGAACAGAGACACAAGACACAGCACAAGUCCAGCUCACAAGUACUACCUAGCCAUGGACCCAGUAUCAGAAUCCCUUUACUUGUCAGAUACAAAUACCAGAAGAGUUUACAAGGUGAAAUCUCUCAGUGAAACCAAGGAUUUGACCAAAAACUAUGAGGUAGUGGCAGGAAAAGGUGACCAGUGCCUUCCGUUUGACCAAAGUCACUGUGGAGAUGGAGGACGGGCUUCCGAAGCAUCACUUCACAGCCCCCGAGGUAUUACUGUAGAUAAGCACGGCUUCAUCUACUUUGUUGAUGGCACCAUGAUUCGGAAGAUUGAUGGAAAUGAUGUGAUCACAACAUUAAUAGGCUCAAAUGGUCUCACGUCAACCCAGCCACUGAGCUGUGAUGCUGGAAUGGACAUCACUCAGGUGCGCUUGGAAUGGCCAACAGACCUUGCUGUCAACCCACUUGACAAUUCGUUAUAUGUUCUGGACAAUAACAUUGUGCUGCAAAUUUCUCAAAAUCAGCAAGUGCGCAUUAUUGCAGGCCGACCUAUUCACUGCCAGGUGCCAGGCAUAGAUCACGUUUUGGUCAGCAAAGUGGCAAUCCAUUCAACACUUGAAUCGGCAAGAGCCAUAGGCGUAUCUCACAGCGGAGUGCUGUACAUUGCCGAGACUGAUGAAAGGAAGAUCAACCGCAUCCAACAGGUUACAACUAAUGGUGAAAUCUCCAUCAUAGCUGGAGCUCCAUCGGAUUGUGACUGUAAGAUUGACCCCAAUUGUGACUGUUUCUCUGGUGAUGGUGGGUUCGCUAAAGACGCAAAACUGAAAGCUCCCUCUUCCCUGGCUGUAUCUCCUGACGGCACCUUGUAUGUAGCUGACCUUGGCAACAUCCGUAUCCGUGCAGUCAGUCGGAAUAAGGCUCAUCUCAAUGACAUGAAUAUUUAUGAGGUUGCGUCCCCAGCAGACCAGGAACUGUAUCAGUUCACCAGCAAUGGGACUCACUUGCACACACUCAAUCUGAUUACAAGGGACUUCAUGUACAAUUUCACAUACAACGGGGAAGGCGAUCUUGGCACCAUUACCAACAGCAAUGGGAAUUCAGUUCAUAUUCGCAGAGAUGCCAGUGGUUUGCCUCUCUGGCUGGUGAUGCCUGGAGGUCAAGUAUACUGGCUGACCAUAAGUAGCAAUGGGAUUCUCAAAAGAGUUUAUGCCCAGGGCUACAAUCUAGCUCUCAUGACUUAUCCUGGCACCACAGGUCUUCUAGCCACCAAAAGCAAUGAGUAUGGAUGGACAACAGUUUAUGAGUAUGAUUCUGAUGGACAUUUAACCAAUGCAACAUUUCCAACGGGUGAGGUCAGCAGCUUCCAUAGUGACGUAGAAAAACUGAUGAGAGUUGAAAUCGACACUUCAAACAGAGAGAAUGUGAUCACAGCUACAAAUUUUUCAGCUACCUCAACUAUCUACACAUUAAAACAAGACAACAUUCAGAAUAUAUAUCGGGUCAGUCCAGAUGGGUCACUGAGAGUCACUUUUGCCAGCGGAAUGGAGAUCACUCUGAACACAGAACCUCACAUCCUAGCUGGCGUUGUCAAUCCUACUUUAGGAAAAUGCAAUAUCUCUUUACCCGGAGAGCAUAACUCCAACCUUAUUGAGUGGAGACAAAGGAAGGAACAGACAAAAGGCAAUAUCUCUGCAUUUGAGAGAAGGUUACGGGCCCACAACAGAAACCUGCUCUCAAUUGAUUUUGACCACAUCACAAGAACAGGGAAGAUCUAUGACGACCAUCGGAAGUUCACUCUUCGGAUUCUCUACGACCAGGCAGGCCGCCCAAUCCUUUGGUCUCCCCUCAACAAAUACAAUGAAGUCAACAUCACUUACUCACAUUCUGGAUUAGUGACCUUUAUCCAGAGAGGGACAUGGACCGAAAAGAUGGAGUACGAUCCAGGUGGGAAGAUCAUUUCCAGAACAUGGGCAGAUGGAAAAAUAUGGAGCUACACAUACCUAGAAAAGUCUGUGAUGCUUCUCCUGCAUAGUCAGCGUCGUUACAUCUUUGAGUAUGACCAGUCAGACUACCUACUAUCUGUCACCAUGCCAAGUAUGGUACGCCACAGCUUUCAGACAAUGCUGUCUGUUGGAUACUUCCGCAAUCUCUAUUCCCCACCAGACAGCAGUGCAUCUUUCAUCCAGGACUUCACCAGAGACGGACGACUUCUGCAGACCCUCUACCCGGGUACAGGGCGCAGGGUUCUUUACAAAUACACCAAGCAGUCCAGACUGUCAGAGAUUCUUUAUGACACCACCCAAGUCUCCUUUACUUAUGAAGAGUCAUCAGGUGUUAUUAAAACAAUACACUUGAUGCAUGAUGGAUUUAUUUGCACCAUCAGAUACAGGCAAACAGGUCCACUUAUUGGCCGCCAGAUAUUCAGAUUUAGUGAAGAAGGUCUUGUGAACGCCAGAUUUGACUACAGCUACAACAACUUUAGAGUAACCAGUAUGCAGGCCAUGAUAAAUGAAACCCCUCUCCCUAUUGAUCUGUAUCGCUACGUUGAUGUGUCUGGUAAAACUGAACAAUUCGGAAAGUUCAGCGUAAUCAAUUACGACUUAAACCAAGUUAUAACUACCACUGCUAUGAAGCAUACCAAAUUUUUUAGUGCCAAUGGCCAAGUGAUUGAAGUGCAAUACGAAAUCCUUAAAUCCAUUGCCUACUGGAUGACCGUUCAGUAUGACAACAUGGGCCGCAUGGUGAUUUGCGACAUCCGAGUUGGAGUCGAUGCAAACAUAACAAGAUACUCUUAUGAAUAUGAUGCUGAUAGCCAACUUCAAACUGUGUCUGUGAAUGACAAAACCCAGUGGCGUUACAGCUAUGACCUCAAUGGAAAUAUCAAUUUACUUAGCCACGGAAACAGCGCUCGGCUUACUCCUCUGAGGUACGAUCUCAGAGAUCGUAUCACAAGGCUGGGGGACAUUCAGUACAAAAUGGACGAGGAUGGUUUCCUCAAACAAAGAGGAAAUGACAUCUUUGAGUACACCUCUAAUGGCUUUCUGAACAGAGCCUACAACAGGGUUUCUGGGUGGACAAUCCAGUAUUGCUACGAUGGGCUGGGGCGAAGGGUGGCCAGCAAAUCAAGUUCAGGACAACACCUCCAAUUCUUCUACGCGGACCUUUCCAAUCCAGUAAGAGUUACUCACUUAUACAAUCACAGCAGUUCAGAAAUAACUUCCUUGUAUUACGACCUUCAGGGUCACCUAAUAGCCAUGGAAUUAAGCAGUGGAGAAGAAUAUUACGUUGCCUGUGACAACACUGGCACACCUUUAGCUAUCUUCAGCAGUCGAGGUCAAGUGAUAAAAGAAAUUCUUUACACCCCUUAUGGAGAGAUCUAUCAGGACACAAAUUCAGAUUUUGAGCUCAUUAUAGGUUUCCAUGGAGGGUUGUAUGAUUCACUCACUAAACUGGUGCACUUGGGGCAAAGAGAUUAUGACGUCAUCGCUGGGCGCUGGACAACACCAAACCACCAUAUCUGGGAAGAACUGAAGAACAACCCCAAGCCAUUUAAUCUGUAUGCAUUUGAAAAUAAUUAUCCAGCUGGCAGAAUUCAAGAUGUGGCUAAAUACACAACAGACAUUGGAAGUUGGCUUGAGUUGUUUGGGUUUCAGCUUCACAAUGUACUCCCGGGAUUCCCAAAGCCAGAAGUGGAUGCUAUGGAGACAACAUAUGAACUUGUACAGCUUCAAACAAAGACCCAAGAGUGGGACCCUGGAAAGACUAUACUUGGCAUUCAGUGUGAACUACAGAAGCAGCUCAGAAACUUCAUUUCCUUGGACCAGCUUCCCAUGACCCCCAAAUACAGCAAUGGAAGAUGUGUGGAGAAAGCAAAGCUGCCCAGAUUUGCUGCAGUUCCCUCAGUUUUUGGGAAAGGUAUCAAAUUUGCCAUCAAGGAUGGCGUGGUAACAGCUGAUGUGAUUGGGGUGGCGAAUGAAGACAGCCGCCGCAUCGCUGCCAUCCUCAACAAUGCUCACUAUCUUGAGGACCUGCACUUUACAAUAGAUGGGCGAGACACACACUACUUCAUCAAGCUUGGGUCUCUGGAAGAAGACCUUGCAGUGAUAGGCAACACUGGGGGACGUCGGAUUUUGGAGAACGGUGUUAACGUCACAGUAUCACAAAUGACUUCCAUCAUCAAUGGCAGGACUAGACGGUUUGCUGAUAUCCAGCUCCAGCACGGCUCUCUGUGCUUUAAUGUUCGGUACGGGACUACUGUGGAAGAAGAGAAGAACCAUGUCUUGGAGGUUGCCAGACAGAGAGCUGUGGCUCAAGCUUGGACUAAGGAACAAAGGCGACUCCAAGAUGGUGAAGAAGGUAUUCGGGCUUGGACAGAGGGGGAGAAACAGCAGCUUUUAAGCACAGGGAAAGUACAGGGCUAUGAUGGAUAUUUUGUUUUGUCUGUGGAGCAGUAUCUAGAACUUUCUGACAGUGCCAACAAUAUUCACUUUAUGAGACAGAGUGAAAUAGGCAGGAGGUAACAAACAAACAAAAGACAUCGAUCUCUGCCUUUGCAUCACCAAAGACUGCCUGUUUUUAAAAAAAACAUUAAAGUAAAGGUUUAUUGUAUUGGUUUUUCUAGAUCAGAACUCUGUGUAUAUAUAAAUAUAGAGGGGGAAAACAUAUCCAACUGCCUUUAAAUGUGACAGAAGAUGGUAUUUUAAUAUCGUUUGUUUAAAACUCUUUGGGAGAUGGCAAUGAUUGUUAGUUCUAGGGUGGCUGCCUUCAACAUUUGGAAGCGGCGUUCUUGGUGUUGAAUUUCAUUUGGAAAUGGUUCACAUGGGCAAAAUAUUGAGUGUGUUCUCUCUUUCCCUCUUCAGGACACAGUUUUGUUAAUUUUAAUAACUUGCAUACAAUAUGUUUGUGGUCUGGCCAACACCCUUUGUUCCUUGGUCUAACUGACAACUCAUCCAUCAAGCAGUCUGCACAAGCUAUGCUUUUAAGGGGCCUUCAGGCAUAACUCCAGGGUAUAAGAAACACCCCAAAAUACUUUGAGCCAAGUAGAAAACCAGCCCUCUAUACUUCACACCUCAGAGGUAGGGUGUUGUCAGCCAUGACCUUCUUAAUAAAUUGCAGAUAAACCAUUGUUAGUCAUUGCCUUAUAGGACAAAUUGUUUCACUCUGUGGGCAGUUAAAAAGUGGCAAGCCAGAUUUCAGGAAUCUCAGCAGUGAUAACAGUCAUGUUCACAGACCUGAGAGAAGAUGCCCUUUUGCUUGCCAACUCAGAGGAUACUAAAUGGUGAAGCACGGAUAGAGAUGCCACUUCAUCUAACAUUCCUAUUGCAAAUUUGCCAGCUUUGAAGUAGGAGCCAAAAGAAGAAUGUGUGUGGCCACCCUGAGCUCACUCUAUCACACACAGAGCGCGCACACACACACACACACACACACACACACACACACACACGUGCAGACUCUCUCUCUCCUUCCCCACCCCCAGCAAUUCGUCUUGAAUAUAAAGCAUUUUAUCUUUUCUCAAGAUAAAUUGCCAGGUGGGGAUGGUGAUCUUCAUGGAGAUUGCAGCUGGAGAGGAGGAGAUUUUGUUCUCCUGCAACAUCCUAGUAGCUAUAUUUUCCAUGAAGAUCCUGGUCCUCCAUGCAUCAGUUGGACUUGAAAAGUCUACCACUGACACCAGUUCUCAAGCAGUGUGGGAGAGGUGCUUUUAGCAAGGGAGAUACCAUUCAUAGCAUCCAUUCUCACUUGCAAUUCCCUGGGCCACAAUUAGGCUAGAAAAAAUGCUUCCUAUUCGCUCCCAUAGGAGGCUUUUUCCAGCUAAAAAUUGUGCUGAGGGUGGGGAGGAUGAGGAAAGGAUUCUUCCAGCUGAAUGGAGAAGUCCCUUGAGUGACAUCCAGGUUACUGGUGGCUGGUUUAUCAACCUUAUGUUUUUGUGUCUUUCACAAGUUUAGAUUUAGGCCAUGCAUUAUAAGCACAUUUGGUCUACAAUCCUAAUCACACAUACCUGGUGGGAGCAAGCGCCACUAAAUUCAGCGGUGUUUACUUCUGAGUAGACAUGCUUAGGAUUGCAGGCUUGGCCAUUAGCAAUUCCCAUCAGCAUCAAUGGUAGAAGGUAGUGAUUUUCAAUUUAAGUGAGAAGUUUCAUCAAAGUGAAUACAACCACACUGGCACUCUUCUGAAAUAAAAGAAUGAAGGACAGUCUUAGUGUAGACUUCAGGGCCUCUUCAUAUGACAAAUGGGAAUGCUGAAAGAUGGGAAAGCCUGAUUGUGGAGAGUCUGGCAUAUCAUGAUGAAGUGACCAUGCACUUGCUCCCUCAGAUGUACAGUCCAACUCAACCAGUUUUUUGAAUUCACCAAUAUUUGCCCAUUUUUUCAUGCAACUUCUCAUUCAUUUUAUUUCUUUAUGAUGGCAUUUAGAAUCCACUUUCACUGCCACCCAAAGCAGUUUAGAAAACAUAAGGGAACCACAAAGAAGUAAAAUACACAGUUAAUAUCAAAAGCAAAAAAAUCAGCAAUAAACCGCAGGAAUGUCAACUUGGUCAUACAAAUGGGCCCAGAUGAGUGGAUGUAUUUUUUUUAGCAAGGAAAGCAGGUGCUUAAUAAUUUGUCCUCACUAAGCAAGUACUAAUCACAAUGCCUGUUCAUGAGAGUUAAUAUCCUAAUAUUCAUUGCUCCUAUAUUCCCAAGCUAGUUCAUAUUGGGUAUAUGUGACAACUAGCUGUUAGGGAUGGGCUUGAUUAUGAACAUCAGGUAUAAAUCCACCAAAUAACAUUGACAUUUGAGUUCUCCCUACUUGUUGCUCGUUAGUGGUCCAGAUUCUGGAUGUUCUUCAUCUUUGACCACUGGAGGUAGGAUCUGGGAGGGAGGGAGGGAAAGAGGGAGGGGGAGGGUGCCUCAGAGGAAAAUUCACUCUCCUUUAGGUUCUUUUAUGGUAUAAAAUACUGUACACCAUUGGAUCCAGUUAAUGAGAUCAGACAAAAUAAUUAGUAUUGUACCUUGUUCUUGUAUUGCUAGCUCUGACCUGGGGGUUAUUCCCCAUGAAAUUGUGGAGAAUUUUAGUACCUCCACACACCAGGCUAAAAUUGACAAGCACUUUUUAAUUCACAGAAAUAAUUUCUGGGCUUUAUGUAAGAAGUGCACUCAUGGUGAUAUAUUUUAGCACUGAUCUAAGAUGUCAACACUAGCAAUGUUUUAAGCAGUUCUAUCAUUUGAGGCUCGUGAAUUGAUGUACCUUUUAAAACAAAAUGCUUUAAAAUACCCAGAAGGGAAGAAAAUGUUUUGAAACUCUUCUUAAAUAGUUAUUAGCUUGAAAUUGUGCAUUUCUAGUAUGUAAUACGUAUGACGUUAGUGUGUGCCUUGAGUUCCAUAUAGAUAUAUUUGUAUUAUAUGCAGGAAAUGCACUUUAUAUUACCAACCAUGGAUGGGUUUUAAUGCUGCCUUGAAUGUUGUCAUUUUUGUUAUUAUGCCAAAAGCUCAUAAAAUGAAAUGGAAUACUUUUUUUUCCUCUUUGGCGUUUACCAAUGAAUGAACAGAAUUUCCUAGGUGUGUUUAUAGGUAUUGUUUGAUAUAAAAUGUGGAUUAGAAAAAUAAUAAUUAAAUAAUCAUGCCACCAGAGGAUGAUGGUAUAUAGAAAUGUUUUUAUCAUGUUUGCUUCUGAAAUUCAGGGAAAAAAACCCUGUUAUUUUUCCACUUUGAGGUCAAGGACGCAGCCCUCCAAGCUCAGCUUCUGUGCAAAUCCUGUACAUAGGAAUGAAUGGUGAUUGUGUAGAACAUCUGAAUAGAUUUCACUUUAAAGCAACAUGUUUUGGGUGCUUCCAGACUGUAGCUUUUUUGAAAUCUUAAGAAGGAUGUAGUUGUAUAGAAUGCAGACCAGCAGUGGUGAACCUCAGGCUCAAGUGGCCAAAUGCAGACCUCCAAGCAUCUCUCUUAUAGCCCUUGAACCCUUAUAACCCCAGGUUAUCAUCCUCACCAGCCUUACACCACACCCUCCUUGAGUGUUUUUGCAUGGCUGGGAUGUAUCCUUGAAAACUGAUAAUGUCUCUUGCUCACCUGGAUGGAGAGGAGUGUGCAGAAACUACUGCCCUACAAAGAUACAAAUUUGUAUUAAUUGCCCUGUCCAUUUAUUAUUAUUUUUUUGCCUCCGGCCUAACCCACCAUUAACAUAUGGUCCCUGAAAGGUUGCUCAGAAUUAAGUGAGGUCCUUACACUGAAAAAGGUCCCCAUCCCUGCCCUAGAUAAUGCAUAGUCUAAAACGGGGUUUCCCAAACUUGGGUCUUAUGUUGAUUUUGGAGUACAAUUCCCAUCAUCUCUGACCACUGGUCCUAUUAGCUAGGGGUGAUGGGAGUUGUACUCCAAAAACAGAUGGAGACCCAAGUUUGGGAAACCCUGAUCCAAAGAAUCAUUCUGGCUUAAGGCUCAUCCACACUUACGUUUAGUCUGCACUUUCUAGGUUUUCCAGCUCUGUGUCUGAGCGGUUUUUUGUUUUGCUUUUUGUCCCACUGCUUCCCCCCAGAAAACCCACACUUUACUGCUGGAUCGGAGCAAAUGGCAAUCUGUGGAAAACCCCAUUGCGUUUUGCUGUAAAACAUGGGUUUUCCAUGGGAAAGUGGUGGGACAAAAAAGAAAACCUGCUCAGACACAGACCUGGAAAGCCUGUAUCUGUGCCUAAAAAUGUGGCACAAAAGGAAAUGUAGAUGAGUUACUGACAUUUUGCCAUUCUGCAAGUGGUGAGCAGCCUUUGUAAAGAAAGUACAAUUGCCAGAAAGCACAUACAAGCCAUUUCUGGGAGAAAUGGGUUGAGGAUAUACAUAGAAUAAAAUGUACAGAAUGUGUUGCUUCUCCUGACUUACAUUCUACUUUAAACCACGUUCUCCUUACAAACACAUUCUGUUAUAGUGCCAUCUUGCAUAACCUUGCUAAAAGCAGACCAACUGGCCCUUUUAAGCAUGCUUCAGUGAAGGCAAGUUGGAUAUCAGACAGGUAUUCAGUCACUUGGCCAAUUUUAUCUCCCUGCUCCCACCCCUCAUAUUUUUUCAAAAAAAAUAGUAGGGGGGAAAUUCACAAAUGACUUUCUAAUGAGCAAUUAAAUAAAUAGUCUACAAUGGGAUGUGCUAGGAGAUUUUGUGUUCUUGCAGUGGUGGCAAAGCCUCUGACUACUAUUGGCUGAACUAUUGUGAUGCCUUGGAAUAUUAGCAAACAUUCAAUCUGCUGAAGGGAGUUCUCAGGUAUGAAAUAUUCACAUUCCUCCAGUUUUGUCUGUCCUCACAUCAUCUUAAGGACUGGAAGAGCAUAGUGGGCAGAACAAAAGAGAGUGAGAUGAGAACUAGUUGAAGAAACACCACCUCAGAAAUAGGAAUCUUGAAGAGAAGAAUGGCUGCAGAGAAGGGGAGGGAAUACACUGAAAUAGGGACUGGGGUGUGAAACAGAAGACAGGGAAAACAAAGAGGGCAGAAGAUACUGGAAAGGGGUGACAAUUGUGGGAAAACUACAAAGGGCCUCAGGGCAACAGAAUGUAUAGGAAGUGGGGCAGAGAGUUGGAAAUGCUGUAGGGACAUCAUAACAUAAUGCCUGGCAUCAUAACAAAAGGAAGUGAAAUAAAAGUAGGGGGAGGCAACUCACACUGAAAAGCAGCGGCAGCUUCCAGGCAGUCACUGUUUUGCAGGUGGCAUUCAACCAGCAAAUUCAGGUUGCACAAUUAAAGUAGAUUUAGCACUCAAGCACAAGAAACCUGCUCCCUACAAAAUCAUCAUCAUCAUCAUCAUCUUUAUCUUUCUGAGGGGGAGCAGUUGAAAUGUGUGUGAUGACAUUUGCUUGAUGCAACAUCAUAUAACCUCACAAGCGCUCAGUAAACAGCAGACAUUGUAUAACCUCCUUGCAAACUUUGUGCAAACGAGGAUGAACGCCCAAUGAACAGAUCAUCUUGAACUGACCCCAGUAUGUGGCUGCAGAGGCAGGUACUUGGAGAGCAAGAGCUUAUCAAUGCACUCCUGUAGUUGUAGCUGAGACUUAAUUGUUUUAAGGGAAAGCUGUAGUUCAGUGGUAGAGCGUCUGCUUUGCAUGCAGAAGCUCCCGUUCCAAUCUGAAACCCUGGAGAGGGCAGCUAGGGUGUCACUGAAAUGGAACACUAGCUCUCAGGUAGUAGUCGGCAAGAGAAUGAGACAGAGGUCUUGUCCACACUUCCACUUGUCCUGUGCUUUCUAGACAUGGGCCUGGGAGUUUUCUGCAGAUUGAUAUUUGCUCCAGUUCAGCACUAAAGAGCAUUUUUCCCCUGGGGAAAGCAGAGGGGCAAAUGGGAGACAUCUCUGAUCCAUGCCUAGAAAACAUGGAACAAGUGGAUGUACGGAUGAGCCCUGAAUGAGGAGUGGGCCCCUGAGACCCCCAGUGUGUAAAGUGUGGCAAAUGGAAUGAAGUCUAAAGUUUAAUUAGAGAAGAUGACGGCAGCCAUGUGCACUUAUGAAUGGUCAUAUAUAAAGUAUAAUGGGGUUACUAUAGAACAGGGAAACGUGAGCACAGAGUGCUAGAUCCUUUCCACUCCCUUACCUCACCUUAAUCUACUUUUUUAAUUUGCAAAGUAUUAAUUAACCAUAUACACAAAUAAUUUAAAAACAUAACACCAUAUAUGACUAUUAAGAUGAUGAGAUGAGAAAGCUCACUCCCAAAUGCAGAGUUAACCUAAAAUCACACCAGCCCUAGGGGUGGGAUGUAAAGCUCAUACUGGGUUGAAAGAGCAGAAGGUUGAUAUGGGCUGGAAGCCAGGAAGGGCAGAGAAACAAGAGUGCUCAGCAGUGAUUCAUGGUCCUUCAGGGUAGCUGAAGGACAUGAGAGCACAGGCAGUGGGGGAAGUGGGUGGAAUUAGAGCCUUGAGGAAACAAUGGUCAGUGGAGGAGACAUGAGAUUGGAAGCAGCAAAGAUUAGUUGGGAACGGUUCAACUAGCAACCAAAUUCAUACGUUGUCAUUGUCCCUUUUUCUGGUAAGAUGCCUGUGCUUUUAAAAGUUUGCAUAGAAAUAUAAAACUGCUGUGAUAAAGGAGUUAGGGUGGGUGGAGAAAGAGAGAGAACAUCUAUUACAUUGCAGCCUGUUGGCUCCCAGAUCUGGUUGAUGCCUUCAGCAGAAUGAGGAUGGGAUGAGGCGGUAGAGUCUGGAGGUUGUAGACUAGAUCAGUGUUCUUCAAUCUCGGGUCCACACAACUUUUAGGACUACAGUUCUCAGCAUCCUUGACCAUUGGCCAAGCUGGCCAAUGAUCUGGAUUGAAAACAACUGGCAUGCCAUUCUUAGUACGUAGAUGAGGAGUAGAAAGAGCCUGCAGCCCUCCAGAUGUUGCCAACAGCCAAAGCCAGCAGCAUGCCCAAUGAUAAGGGAUGAUGGAGUCUAGCAAAAGCUGAAGGGCCACAGGUUAGUUACCUCUGUGCUGCUGCAGGGCGAGUGUCCUCUAGGUGUGUGUUCAGUGUUCCACAGGCUUGCAGGAGGCAAAUCAAGAAAACUCAAGGCUGAGCUAUGCCCUAGUAGAUUGAGCUGAGCAUGAAUCAUCUUCCUCUCUGCACGCCUAUGUCAGCGGCAGCCCUGCCCUUUGAGACACACAGGGGUCACCUCAACAUCACAAGAGACUAGCAAUGUAAGGAAGAACCCUGGUGAUCUAGCUGAAACCCUUGACUUGCCUGCUCUUCAUGCUAUUGUAUUUCAUCUGGAACACGGUCCUCCGGAUAUUUCUAAACCAUUCCACCAAAGCAAUGUCACUACCAGCAGAACUAAAUUCUGUCUUUUAAUGACAGUGAAAACUAGUACAGUAAAUCUGUCACCAUUCAGCAAAUUAGAACACUUUGGUCAGUCUGCAAAGUUAUAUGCAAACACAAAACAUUGGUAAUACAAUCUAAAGAACAUACAUCCUUGUGUUCAUCUCCUGUUGAUGGUUCCAACCUUACUAGAAAGUGCAGUGUGUUUCCCAUCGUAUCAUGUUAAGAUAUGAUUGAAACCUAGGGCUUUGGUGAGCAAGGCUGUUUUUUGUUUAAAGAGAAAGAAUAGUAUCAUGCCAGCAGUAAUCUGCUGCCCUUCAAAUGAAAGAGGGCAACAUUUGAAAAGGGUAGGUUUUUUUGAAAAAAAUGUAUCCCACUUUCCCCAUCAAUUAUGCUCAAGGUAUAAUGUUGGCUGCUGUAUGAAGGAAGAUUGUAAUGGAGAAAUAGCAAAAUCACCAGAAGCAGAGAGAAACAAAAGAGCUGGAGCCAAUUUUUAGCACACAAUGACAAAAUGUGUUAGAUUUCACGUGUUCUGUGGUCCGCAGUCCUACUCAUUGCCCUUCCAAAUGCUGGCUUAUAGAGACCUUAACAGAAACUGGGUGUCCUCAAGUUCAAUUUUGUUGUGGGAUUUUCUUGGCCUUUGCCAUUUUACAUUAUCUGUCCAAGAGAAUGUGUUUGCCAGUUACAAUCUUUUCUUAGAUUUAGUGGUGAACUUUAGCCUCUUAAUAAACAUUAGUAUAUCUGUAGGUCUUUGACAAUAUUUCACAUGUAUGAUGAUGAACCAUGACAGAACAUUGAAACUUUCAUAAACAAGGUGUCUAUAAACAAGAAGAGAAGCCUAGCAUACAGUGUUUUGUCAAUUACUAGUCUUUUUCCUUUGUUUUUGCUUUCUCAUGAAUUGUAAUGAUGUUUACAAUGUAUGCCAAGAUUUUCCAUUCCUAUCUAACAACAACACUUCUAAACUUACUGAAAUUGUAGUAUAACGGCUUGAACUUUGUUGCUAGGGAACAAUAGAUUUCCUUUUUUUGUAUUCCUGCUCUGAACACUGGCUGGAUAACUGUACAGGUUUUAUGUUCAAUGGCUGCAGUGAAAUGGUUUGUUGCAUUUUGCUCUGGUUUUCAGACCAGAAGCAUGUAUUUUCUACAAGACCAUUACAACAACCCUGCUGUAAAUAGUAAAAGUUACUAUAUAAUGUGUUGACAUUUGAAAGACAAAGUACUUUGAAUAUUUCAUUUUUAAGACAUAAAAUUGCAAACAAUUAA